Corythoichthys intestinalis (scribbled pipefish) is the source of this 5939-nucleotide messenger RNA. Its product is annotated as ectonucleoside triphosphate diphosphohydrolase 4-like. Bases 1014 to 2615 code for a protein of 533 amino acids. Lineage: Eukaryota; Metazoa; Chordata; Actinopteri; Syngnathiformes; Syngnathidae. Gene Ontology annotation, biological process: UDP catabolic process. Gene Ontology annotation, cellular component: Golgi apparatus. The transcript has 13 exons. Gene Ontology annotation, molecular function: GDP phosphatase activity; UDP phosphatase activity. The record is from RefSeq and is a predicted model, not a curated record.
CAUACAUAAGUAGCGUAAGUUUACAUUCAAAUGAUCUGGUAAUUUUCAGCCAACUGUCCGUUUUUUGGCAAAAAAGUAGUAAUCUAGACAUUUCUGUGUUCAUACAAAAAAAAAAAAAAAAAUCCCCUUUUACGUGUUUUAUUUUAACAUUUAAAUUGUAACAUUUCAAUCUAAAAACGACGUCGGCAAGAUAGCCGGCAAGACGGGCCUACAUGCUGAGGCAAUAGUAACAUCAGAAUUCAACCUCAAAUUUUGCUUUUGUUGAGUAAAAUUAAGAUAAUUCUGCAUGCUUUCCUCCGGUAUUAAGUUUGUGAUGUGAAAAUUUAGUUAUUUAUUAGCUGUUGAAAGCUUGCCUUAAAUUUAAAAAAAAAGUGAAGUUGAUAAACUUAUAUGAUGUGUUAAGCAUUGCUAUUGAUCCUGAAAAUAUAGGUGGUUAUCUUAUUUCUGCAUUUGGUGAAUUUUGUGCAUCUAGCGUAAAAUUUGAGAAUUUUAUAGCCAUUUUAACUUACUGGUAAGUUCUUGUAUAGAAAACGAAUUAAUUUGGAUUUCAUUAGGGAACGACUUUGAUUUUUUUGAUGCCGCUGCUCAUGUAGACUCAUAUAUGCCUAAGGGAGGUGCCUGUUUUGGUUUUAGGUCGCUAGUGGGUUUGGUUUUGAAAAUAUUUGAAUUUUAAGUUUUUGACAGUAGGCCCCCUACGGAUCGGCUCCGUGUCCCGUCAACUGAUAGUGAAGUCUAUGGAUUACUGUUGCGAUGUCUCAUUGGUGAAACUGGUGCCACUAUAGACCCUACCCACGUGACGUCACAACUCCCCUCUCCUGAAUGGCGUGUGUGGCUGUUGGUUGCACUAACAGAGAAGAUGGAAGGAGAGACUUGAAGUUUUACUGUAUUCCGAGGGAUCCAAAGAGGAGAGCGAAAUGGACGGCUGCAAUUCGACGUGAAAACUGGACACCAAAAAAUCACCACAGACUAUGUAGUAGUCAUUUUAUAUCCGGUACCUCUCCAGUGCCGAGUCCAUGGAGGCCACAGAUGUGCGGGACGCAGGCCUCAAUUACGGUGUAGUGGUGGACUGCGGCAGCAGCGGUUCUCGUGUUUUUGUGUACUACUGGCCCCCCCACAACGGAAACCCACACACGCUACUCGACAUUCGGCAGAUGAGAGACUUCGACCGGCAGCCUGUCGUCAAGAAGAUUAAACCGGGUAUCUCCACGCUAGCGAUGUCUCCCAAGAGCGCCAGUGAUUAUUUGCAUCCUUUGCUUAGCUUCGCUGCCUCUCACGUGCCACAGAAGAAACACAAGGAGACGCCACUUUAUAUUCUCUGUACCGCUGGCAUGAGGCUGCUGCCGGACAGCCAGCAAGCGGCCAUUUUGGAUGACCUGGUGAGCGACAUUCCGCUGGACUUUGACUUCCUGUUUUCCCGCUCUCACGCUGAGGUCAUCUCCGGAAAGCAGGAAGGUGUUUAUGCGUGGAUCGGCAUCAACUUCGUUUUAGGCCGCUUCGACCAUGCUGACGAAGAUGAUGCCACAGUGGAGGUGACCACCAGCUCGCAGCACCAGCGACCAAUCAGCCGCCGCCGCACAGUGGGCAUCUUGGACAUGGGCGGAGCUUCACUGCAGAUCGCCUACGAGGUUCCUGGGCCAAUCACCUUCAGCUCGCCGCAACAGGAGGAAGCGGCCAAGAGCGUCCUGGCCGAGUUCAACCUGGGCUGCGAUGUGGAGCAUACGCAGCACGUGUACCGCGUCUACGUGACCACCUUCCUUGGAUUCGGCGGCAACAUGGCCCGACAGCGCUACGACGACCGCCUCGUCAACAGCACCAUUUCCGACAAAUCCCAGAGCGCUGGGAUGGGCUCGAGUGAGGAUAAACUCUACUUGGACCCUUGUCUGCCCCUCGCUCUGUCACAGACGGUGGUUAGAGACAACCGCACCUUGUAUUUGAGAGGCCAGGGAGACUGGGGCCGCUGCCUGGAGGCCGUCCACCCCUUCCUGGGCCUUCACAAUGACACCAUGACGGCGGCGGGCGGUGUGUACCAGGCGCCCAUCAACUUCAGUAACAGCGAGUUCUACGGCUUUUCCGAGUUUUAUUACUGCAUGGAGGACGUGCUGCGAAUCGGCGGACAGUACGACAGUGACAAAUACUCAAAGGCUGCCAAGGACUUUUGCGCUACCAAGUGGUCGACAUUGAAGCAGCGCCUGGACAAGAAGCUUUUCUCCCAGCAAGCUGACAUCGACAGACUCAAAUAUCAGUGCUUCAAGUCAGCAUGGAUGUUUGAGGUUCUGCACGCCGGAUUCCACUUCCCCAGGGACUACCGGUCUCUUCAAACGGCGCAGCUGGUCUACGACAAGGAAGUGCAGUGGACGCUGGGAGCCAUUUUGUUCAAGACGCGUUUCCUGCCACUCAGGGACCUCCAGCAGGAGACGCUCCGCCAGAACCAUCCAAGCUGGUUGCGCUCAUCCUUCGUGUACAACCACCACCUGUUCUCCCUCUGCCUGUUGGUGGUAGUUUUAGCCAUUUUGCUCUACAUCCUACGCCUGAGACGCAUCCACCAGCGAGAAAAGCGGCAAGCAGACACGCUGGCCAUGCUUUGGGCCGAGGAAGGAGAGGCGCUUCUACCUUGAAGGAUUUUCCGAUUAGAAUCUCGAUGUCUUGACGGAGAAGCGGAGGAUUUUGCUGCAUUCCCGCACUCGGUGACGUCAUCGUCCUGACCUACUUGAAUGAUUCCAUUGUCGACACUGUCACGGAGAUGUCCCAGGAACUUGAUAAGGAGACAGGAAGACUCAGGAAUGUCUUAGAAAUUAAUACCACAGGGGUGGGCAAACUGCAGCAUAGUCGACUUAAUGGUCCUUUAGUUAUUUUUUAAGGGUGUAACGAUACAUUGAUCUGGAUAGAUAUAUCGAUUGGUUAAACAACAAUCUAAUCAAAAUUAGGGGUAGGAAUUAGGGUUGUUCCAAUCAUGUUUUUUUGCUCCCGAUCCGAUCCCGAUCAUUUAAGUUUGAGUAUCUGCUUAUCCCGAUAUUUCCCGAUCCGAUUGCUUUUUUUUGCUCCCGAUUCAAUUCCAAUCAUUCCCGAUAAUUUUUCCCGAUCAUAUACAUUUUGGCAAUGCAUUAAGAAAAAAAUGAAUAAAACUCGGACGAAUAUAUACAUUCAACAUACAGUACAUAAGUACUAUAUUUGUUUAUUAUGACAAUAAAUCCUCAAGAUGGCAUUUACAUUAUUAUAAAUAUAUAUAUAUAUAUAUAUAUUUACAUUCUUUCAGUGAGAGGGAUCCACGGAUAGAAAGACUUGUGACCUUGUAUAUUGUGACUAAAUAUUGCCAUCUAGUGUAUUUGUUGAGCUUUCAGUAAAUGAUACUGCAGCCAUUCAACCCAAAUGCAUGAUGGGAAGUGGAACCAUGACUGUGCGUCGUGCUACCAAUUGGUAUAUCUUCUCUGUGUUGGGAAAUAACAUAAGGUGUUAAGAAAACGAUCAAUUGUUACCUUGCUUCCCCACAUAUUUUCUAAUCAUAGGCAGAGGGAUAGUAAGGCUUUAGCCAAUUAAAAAAAGGCUCCAAAGGCUGCCAAAAUUCACUCUACUCAUUUUACGCUGCCUUUUAUCUCUCUAUAUAGGUAAAAUGGCGCCAUUACAGUUUGAGCGCGACAGUGCGUGAGUGGGUCGUGCAGUGCAUGCAUUAAUUGCGUUAAGUAUUUUAACGUGAUACAUUUAAAAAAAAAAAAAAUUACUGCCGUUAUCGGGAUAAAUUUGAUAACCUUACCUUAAGCCUAAAGACUCUGGAUGAGUAUUAUGUCUGUAACGUUAAAUACAAUUAGAAAACGAUUUAAUUUAAAAAAAAAAAAAAAAUAUAUAUAUAUAUAUAUAUAUAUAUAUAUAUGUUAAAAAAAGGCAUGCCCGAUAUUUUUUUGCCGAUUCCGAUACUUUGAAAAUGACGUGAUUGGACCCGAUCGAUCGGACAUCUCUAGUAGGAACCUCUGAGUACCUCAGGAUAGGAUACGAUUUGCGAUAUAAAGCUCACGAUAACGAUUAUCUCACAAUUUGGUGAUACAGCAAAUAUCGAUACAUGGGAUAGGAUUUUAAAUCAAUGCCAAUAUUUUAUGUGUUUCUAAUAUAUUUUAGUAAAAGAACAAUUGUGGCUUAUUAGAGCCUAUAAGUCUUUAAAGACCAAAUGUGAAGUAAUUUCAUAAAAUGCCAAAUAGGGUCACAAUUAAAGUAAUUAAACAUUGUCCAACAAAUAAAGCAUGAAAAAAUCAUUUAUAUGUUGUAUAUUUGACAAAAUAAUCGCGUUUCCGAAGUUCGUGCCUGAAAGGGGACGAACCCGGAAGUGAUACGUCACACUGAGAACAGCGAUGGCAGCGAUCCUUACGGCACCCAAAGCCCUUCAAACAAUGCUUCAAACAGCGAUAUAAGUGAUCGGAGACCCAAGUUUUUGAAGAGUUGGAGGAAGAGGAGGAGGUUGGAAUUUUAUGUUGGACCGUACAUGUAUUAACCAGACGCUAAUCAGGAUGCAAACAAUGUGCCCAGACUACCUGACAUGGAAUGGAGACAAGACCCAUCGAGAUUACAAGAUUGGUAAGCUAUAGGCUGUUAUUAUUUUCAUGAUUUGAAGAUGCAGGCAUUUGCACAUAAUUUUAUGUUUUUGUCUAUCGGAUGACAUUGUUAAAAAAAAUGGACUUCAUGUUCAUUUUGGCAGAUCCGGCAGCUUUCGUGCAUAUAAAAUAAUAAUAUAAAAACGUUGGGGAGAAAGAAGGAGAUGAGUCGUUGAUGGCUUUCUCCACUUUAUUGUGGCAACAAUAAGAAAACAAAAUAAUAGGGGACUGCCGCCACAUUCGACCGCGACGUUUUGCUUCUCGCUCAUCUCCCCCUCGCCUCCUACUACUCACAGCUCUCCAGUCCCAGCAACUCUUAAACGGACUUUGCAUAGUGUCUUGUUAUGAGCUUUUUGUUGACAAAGGUAUCGAACACACGACGUGUUGACGACUUUGUUUCUUUAUUAACACAUGGAGCUAACAGAAUAAGCGAUAGAUAGAGCCUGUGUCUAUCACACUCCCGCGUCACGUGACCAAAACAAGAGUAACGUUGCGUGCACUUCAGGGUACCUCGAAAAACAUUAUAACAGAAUAUUACACGCAGUUACGACAUUAUAGUAUAAAAUAAAAUAAUAAUGGUGCACUGAGAAGCUGGACCAAAAAUCACACUCCUGACAUUUAAAAAAAAAAAAAAAAAACUUUGCGGCAUCUUGGGAGCAAGCAGCCAGAAUCAAACGGUAUUUCAACAUGCUAAAAAGACUGUUGCAUUUACUGUCUUUUUCAAAAAGAAGGGAAAUGGUUCAAAACGAGUCAGAAAAGCACAAAGAAAAGAGAGGAAAAAAAGGAAAGUCCCACAGCAUGGCAAGUGGGCAUUUGCGUUUUGUUUUCAGCACCAUUUUCUGCAUAAUGUAACGUCCGUAACUGUGUGAGGGCCCGUGAAGGGGCCAUCAGACAGCAGAGUGGUGACGUAGCGGGAAGUGAGGAGAAGAGUGUGGCGUGAGAGCGAAGUUGGCGGUCGCAUGUUGCAGUAGUCCGCUGUUAUUUUUGUUAUUUGUUAUUUAACUGUUGCCACAAUAAAGUGAAGGAAGCCAUCAUUCACUCCUCUCCUUUCUAUUUCCCUAUUCGGGCUAUUACAAUAUGUUCCGGGACCUGUCCAUGUGCCGUCAUCCCUGCGCUGUCAUAUGUACUUUGCGUUCCGGCACCUUAUGAUUUAUAAAUUAAGCACUGUUCCACAACAGUUGGCAGCUCUGCUUUGACAAAGUCAUCAGUCAACUAUCCAAAAAUCACUUUUUUGCAAAUCCUUGAUCAUAAGCAGACCGGUUGAGGAAACAGGUACAGUGCCUUGCAAAAGUAUUCGGCCCCCUUGAACCUUGCAACCUUUCGCCACAUUUCAGGCUUCAAACAUAAAGAUAUCAAAUUUGA